This is a messenger RNA of Pecten maximus, 2387 nucleotides long. RefSeq names its product L-threonine dehydratase catabolic TdcB-like. The record is from RefSeq and is a predicted model, not a curated record. Lineage: Eukaryota; Metazoa; Mollusca; Bivalvia; Pectinida; Pectinidae. Gene Ontology annotation, biological process: L-threonine catabolic process; L-serine catabolic process. Bases 1044 to 2012 code for a protein of 322 amino acids. The transcript has 3 exons. Gene Ontology annotation, molecular function: L-serine ammonia-lyase activity; threonine deaminase activity.
UAAACCCAUGUACGUUCUGCAUAGAAAUCAGUAAGUAUUCUAGGUCCAUAUGUUGUGUAUAAAGCGACGGUCGGUAGUGUUAUAUAAACUCAUUGUGCAAGAGAUAACGCAUACAGGUACAAACAAACCUCGAACACAUGUGGGGAAAAAAUGUCUCAUGUACUGUAUGUUAUCUUGUGUAUACAUGGCAAAUUUAACCUAAAACAAACAGCAAAACACACAUUUAUAUCAUCCAUUAUUACGGCGUCUACAUCCAAACAUUAUCGCAAGUUAUUUUAAGGUUAACCCCUGCUAAUGUCUUCUGUAAUAUUUUCUUCACUUUGAAAUAAAAGCAGUAGCGACUAUUUUCAUCAGCACACUGUGUCGUUUUAAAUAAGAUGUUUGAAGUGAAUAAAUGUAUUCUUCAUUCCCAAGUGAUACAAUGUAAAAAAUGCUGUUGAUUUAACUAAGUUCGGGGAUUAGUGAUUGUUUGUAUAUUUUUUUUUAGACUUUUAAGAGGAUUAUUCUGAAUUAAGUACCAUUAACCGAUUAAAUAGUGUAAACGACGUGCAAGGUGAAGACUCGUAUUCUUCAUACACAUAACGUGUUGUUUUAAGGAACCUUGGUACAGUUGGAUACAAAUCCAGUCCCUUGGCAUAGUAAUUAUACUAGUAACUUGUCAUCUUAUUGACUGCCUUUACAAAGAUCGGCGUUAACAUCUAAAACAACGUUCCAAAGCUGAACGACGUUACCAUUCUCUAAACUUGGUUUGUAAUACCGCCAUUUUGACGGCUUAACAUUAAUGGUUCUGUCCUUCUCCAAAAAUAGAAUUUGAAAGAAUUCUAAGUAAUCCGAGAUGGCUGUUCAGGUAUUUAUUGUCAAAAUGUCCUGACAUUAGGCUUUUGUGGUGGACCAAAUUGCAUACGGUUAUGUGCAUCAUAUCCAUCAACUCAAGUACUUUAAUUCGUCCAAUCAGAUUCCUUGAUUUGUAACGCCUUAUUCGUGCCACCAUAUAAACAUGUUAUCACAACAACGUCGGCCACCUAUCAAACGUGGAAAGGACCAUGGAUUAUACGACACACAACAUAUCCCUGGGGGAUAUCGAAGAGGCACGACAGAGAUUGGACGGGAAAGUGCACAAAAGUCCACUCGUGUCGCUGAACUAUCAGGUGCCCAAUGUUAACAUUUAUCUGAAAUUGGAAAACCUCCAACCAAUUGGAUCAUUCAAAUUACGUGGAGCCUGCAAUGCCUUAGGUAAACUGACAGAUGACCAACUUAAAGAUGGUGUUUAUACUGCCAGUGCCGGGAACUUCGCCCAGGGAUUAGCCUGGAAUACCCAGAAGCUAGGGAUACCGUGUAAUGUUAUUGUGCCUGAUCACGCUCCCGCCACUAAACUCGCCGCCAUAGAGAGACUGGGUGGCGAGAUUGUCAAGGUUCCAUUCAGUGAAUGGUGGAAAGUUUUAGAGACUCAUAAGUUCGAUGGGAUGCCAGGAACAUUUGUACACCCUGUGUCUGAUCCGUCUGUCAUAGCAGGAAAUGGAACUAUUGGUUUAGAAAUUUUAGAAAGUGUACCAGAUGUUGAUGCCAUCAUCGCUCCCUAUGGAGGAGGAGGUUUGUCGUGUGGAAUUGCUUCCGCUGUCAAGGCACUUAAACCGGAUGUAAAAGUCUACGCAUGCGAAGUUGACACGGCCGCCCCACUGAAGGCAUCCAUGAUAGAGAAUCGACCGGUUCCGUUUGAUUACAAGGCUUCCUUUAUUGAUGGCAUGGGAGGGAAAUCGGUUUUAACAGAGAUGUGGCCGCUAGCUAGCAGACUUCUCGACGAUUCCAUCGUUGUUAGUCUACAGGAAGUUGUGGAUGCUUUGAAAUUGAUGGCUGAAAGAAAUCAUGUGAUCGCAGAAGGAGCAGGUGCAGCCCCUCUAGCUGCAGCCCUGACAGGAAAGGCGGGAAAAGGCAACAUCGUGUGUGUGGUAUCUGGGGGCAACAUUGACACCGACAAAUUGACAACAAUAUUACAGGGAGACAUACCCAAGUGAUGCCACCAGGCAGUACAGAUUCCUCGAGCAAUCUCAUGAGAUGUGUGAUGAUAGAUUGAGAAAGUAAUCAUAAUAUCAUGAAACGGAUCUCCAACCUAGAUGGUUAUAUAAUUUAAUCUUGCUUGUAACAAGCAUAUCUGUCCAUAUCGUGAAAAACGACGUCGACGUGUUUACGUCGAUGUUAAUUGGCCGAUACAGCGGCGUAAACAUGUCUAAGAGAAAAGAGUCCAUCAAUAAAGCGGGUUUUAUAGGGAUUAUGUACAAUAGAUUGACUUAUAAGGAUCAACUUAAUUUUAUGUUACGAUAUGGAUCAUUAACAUAAAUAUAUAUUCAGAUGCAUGUCACAAAACGAAAUAAAGAUAACGACUUAAAGUA